AUGGUAGAAGGUCCCUCCUUAACCCAAGAGACAGGGAUUUUGCUGAGGCGCGCAGUUGACGAUGCGGGGUUGAUUGACGUCGACUUCUCCGGUAAUAGAUUCACUUGGAGCAACAAUCAGAGCGAGAACGUCAGAACUUGGGCGAGGCUCGAUAGGGCACUUUAUAAUGCUGAUUGGCUGCGGUCCUUUCCCCUCUUUCAAGUUGCUCACCUGCCUCGUUCGAACUCUGACCAUGACACCUUGAUGAUUUCUUUCCCGUGCUCCCCUCCACCUUGUCUGAAAUCGUUUCGUUUUCAGCGUAUGUGGUGUCUUUAUGAAGAUUUUCAGAAUAUAGUUAAGACUACUUGGGAUAGUGAAGCCUCUGCUUCUCCAAUGAUUUCGAUUUUGCUCAAACUCAGGAAAGUUAAGCAGGCUCUCAAAACCUGGAACAGAGAAUCCUUCGAGAAUGUUUUCACAAAGCGAAAGGAGGAUGAACAAAGGCUAGACCAGCUAGAACACAGCCAGCAGGACAGUGUCGUCCCCUGCCUGGAAGAAGAUUUUUUUGCCCAAAACUCCCUGGCCAGGUGGGAACUAGCCAAGGAAAUUUUCUGGAAACAGAAGGUGUGUAAUAAUUGGCUAAGGGAGGGAGACUGCAACACUAAGUUCUUCCACCUAUCAGCCACUGACCGAGCUAGGAGAGCGAACAUCAAGGAAAUCAAAUUGGAAGAUGAUACGGUCUUCGCCCAGCAGACUGAAACUAUGUUAGCCCACAUCCCCAUCAGCAUCUCUGAUGAGGAUAAUUCCUUUCUGCUGAACCCGCCCACCAUAGAGGAGGUCCAUCAAGCAGUUUUUUCGCUUCCUUCUGACAGCACCCCAGGCCCAGAUGGCUUUGGUGGUGCUUUCUUCAAGGAGAUUUAG
Messenger RNA from Magnolia sinica, 897 nucleotides. RefSeq lists its product as uncharacterized. The record is from RefSeq and is a predicted model, not a curated record. The coding region runs from base 1 to 897 and encodes 298 amino acids. Lineage: Eukaryota; Viridiplantae; Streptophyta; Magnoliopsida; Magnoliales; Magnoliaceae. The transcript is spliced from 2 exons.